Messenger RNA from Larimichthys crocea (large yellow croaker), 5733 nucleotides. It is a transcript of the gene ppifa, whose product is annotated as peptidylprolyl isomerase Fa. Gene Ontology annotation, biological process: protein folding; protein peptidyl-prolyl isomerization. The coding region runs from base 73 to 645 and encodes 190 amino acids. Gene Ontology annotation, molecular function: cyclosporin A binding; peptidyl-prolyl cis-trans isomerase activity. NCBI's taxonomy places the organism in Eukaryota, Metazoa, Chordata, Actinopteri, Sciaenidae. The record is from RefSeq and is a predicted model, not a curated record. Gene Ontology annotation, cellular component: cytoplasm; mitochondrion. The transcript is spliced from 6 exons.
GUGACGUCAGACGUAAACACAGCAGCAGCAGGCACGCAUGGCCUGCUGCUGCCUCGCCAGCUGGAGUUGACGAUGUUACAAAUAAAAAAACGCCUGAGGUACAGCACGCCGGGGGUCGCCGCUGCGAGGUUGUUCUCCUCCGGUCCUGUCAAAAACCCUGUCGUGUUUCUGGACGUGGAGGCCGACGGUGAACCUCUCGGAAGGAUAAUCAUCGAGUUGAAUGCAGAUGUAGUGCCAAGGACAGCAGAAAACUUCAAAGCACUGUGCACUGGAGAGCAUGGAUUUGGAUACAAGGGAUCUGUGUUUCACAGGAUCAUACCUGAGUUCAUGUGUCAGGGAGGAGAUUUCACCAAACACAACGGCACAGGGGGGAAAUCUAUCUACGGGAAAACGUUCAAAGAUGAAAACUUCAAAUUAAAACACACCAGUCCAGGAACACUUUCAAUGGCAAAUUCAGGGCCAAACACCAACGGCUCCCAGUUCUUCAUCAGCACAACUAAAACUGAUUGGCUCGAUGGUAAACACGUGGUGUUCGGGCAGGUGAAGGAAGGCAUGGAUGUUGUCGCAAAGAUGGAAUCCUUUGGUUUACAUGAUGGCGGUGUGAUCAAGAAAAUUGUCAUCACUGACUGUGGUGAGAUCAAAUAACACUUUGGAUCACACGUUGGACAUCUGCCGGAUGAUUCAGAAUGCAGCGAUUUACCUCUUUCAUCCUUUUCACGAUACUUUCCAGGAGGAACGACAGACGGUCUUGCCUAAAUUCUGAAAUACAUAUAUAUAUUUAUCAUUUCACACUAAAAAUCUGGUAUGAUUCUCAGCUUCUGAAUAAUACUAAGUAUGGCAAGAUUAAUUAAGGAGUUAUACAAAUACAUUUGUAUCUAAGUUGCUACAGAUUUAACUUGACCUCUCUACUUUGUGUGAACGUCCAGAAGUUAUCCACUAUGUAAAAUGUUCUUAUUGUGCAAUUACUUUCCAGUUACUGCCAAAUAAAUCACCAUUUUCAGAUUUUACUAGCUCUGCUCUUAGUACAGGACAUUUGCUCUCCUGUGCCAUCAGCCCUGCUGGUUUUAAAGCUUCCUGGAAAUGAUCCAGCAGCUUUUUUUAGACACCGGCUCUCCAGCACGGCUGACUUCCUGUCCAUCAGAGCAGGAUGUGACAUCAUGUGACAUCCACCUACAGUGGAGCUGAAAUAUCAUAUGAAAGCAGUUUAGAGAUGAUAGACCUGAGGGCUACAGUCUCAUUGGACACAGUGAAUCCAGAUGAUUUUAAUCUGCUGGAACCACCUGAAAAUGUCUUCUGCUUGUAUGUGGGCCGCUCUUUCCUUUCACUGUUUUUUUUAUUCGAAACACAGAGUGUCUGGUGGAGAGAGAGAGAGAGAGAGAAAGGGAGGCCAGGACAUGUCUGAAAGCCAGAGACUGGGUGGUGCUGCUUAUCGAGCUAAUACUUUAUGAAAGUAAAUAAUGAAGCGACGUGAAAAAACAGCUCUUGUCCCUAAAUGAAACCAUAUGCGAGCUGACCUUACACCGUUUGUUUGAAUUCUCAGAUUACAUUGUUGCUAUAGAGACUUUUCAGCUCUCGCUCUGUUUGAGCUAGAGAUGUUGUAACAAACUUGAUAUAAUUUGGGUCCCCACCCUCUGGUUUAGUUUUAGUUAUUUGGAAUGCACGUCCAAUAUUGUGCAUGGAAACUUGGCUCGAGAGACGGCGGUGCUGUGGCCAACAUUUAAUACACAUGCGAAACAAUGACAUCUUUACAACUGGUACAAGCUGGUUCUUUUGCUGUAAACGUCUACUUUUAAUCACACAGCACCCAUGUCCGCGGGUGUCCUUUUUUGUGUUUUGGUUUUCCUGUCCACAGUUUGAGUCAAAGUGUUGAAAUCAGGUCCUGUCAGGUCGAUGUGUCUGACAUCUUUCAGCACUUUAAGGGAAAGUGGAAAAAAGUACGGGACUCUCCUCUUUCUGGGUUACACAACCUCCAUGAAGAACCCAUUAAAGACACCUGUUUAUCAUAAUCUAUAGGCUUCAGUCUUGCGUAAGACUUUGUGCUUGUACUCAAAGAUGAUGAAAACAUAAACCCUUUAUGAUGAAUAUUAUACAGACAGCAGCUUUCAGAAAGCAAUGUGUUGCUCUUGGCUGAAGUUGAACUCCGUAGUGAACACCUCCCAGUUACUGGUAACAACAAUAUAGCAGAGGAACCAAACAAAAAAAACCCACAUAAUCCAAGCAGUUCUAAUUUAAUAUGACUUUUAUUCAUCAAACUCUCGACAGCAACUAAAGCACUAAACUGCUUUCCCAACUAACAAAUAAGGCACAUUUUGGAAUGCCGUUUCAUGGACAUGAAAAACAGACCUGUGGUCUAGUCUCGAAACCAUGACUGUCCUUGUUUCCCAAAAUCGUUGUCUUCCCUACCUCACGCCUGUGUUCUGUCCAAUUCAAAUAUUACAUUAUUGCAAUAUUGUAUUACAAACAUCUCAAGUGAUACAGACAGUAAAGAAUACAAACACAACUUUCCAAAUUGACCACAUAAGUGUUAACACAUUACAUUCAGUAAAUACGUAUUAUUCGCAGAGACUACGCUAGCUGUAAAUGAAAUACUUCAGGACUAAUAACAAUCAGAAGUUGCUGAUAAUGUUAAACAAUAUGUACUGUAGCAAACUACUGUAAAGUAUUUAAAUAAGUAAUACAUUGCACAAAAAAAUAUUUCAUUCAAAACCAAACACAUGCACAUGCAAACUCUAAAAUAGUUCUUUGUCACACACGCUUUCUUGACAAAAGUAUACACUCCCUAAACUAAUAACACGUAACAUUUUAUAAUAGUUUCUUGUCAUUGCUGCUUUAAGCAAACUACAUCUCACAGUUUAAUGUGCUUAUACAGUGGUGAGUAUCCGUCACUAAUAAGGAUUUCUGCAGGUUAACACAAUAUAUCUUCAUAAUAUUGUUUACAAAAUGAAUACAUGCGACUGUAUGGAUGUAAAUGGCAGCACACAAUUAGUUACAUAUAGCAAACUGAAUAACAUUGUGGGUUAUUCAACACCGAUAACAUCAUAAAACAAAACACAAAAAUACAAUGGCUUAUAAUUGAGAAAGGGUAUUAAUUAUGUACCAGCUUUUUAUUUAAUAAUAUUCUAUGUAGACAUCAAUAUUUCCUUCUUAGUGUAACUUUGUUGCAUAUUCUAUACAAAAAGUGUUGUAAAAAAUCUUUCCAUAAAUAUUUCUGUAGGAUAACCCCUCAGAUUAUUGUAAAACAAAGAAAAGAAAAAAAAACUCCCAGCUUUGUUUAUUUCUCAGCAAUAGGCCCUUCUUCACACAAAAAAGCUUCAAUAUUGCAUAACACUUUAAAAGAGCUACUAUCCUUGAAAAUGAUGGCCAUCAAAUAUAUACAUAACAGUCUAUCUUUGUCAGGGAAAUAACUCUUGAGUUUUUGCAGAUUGCUUGAAAAUUUUCAACAUCUAUUAAGUGUUCCAAAAUACACAUCUCAUUCAUAGAAAAUAACAAAUUUGAACUGAAAAGGUACUAGAAAAGUCAAGUAUAUGUAAUUCAAGACAUUACGUCCGAAAGCAGAGAUCUUUUUUUUUUUUCUUUUUUUCUUGCAAAUGUAUUGUAUCAACUGCUUCCAUUGGCUCUUGAUUUGCCAUUUAAAAUGGCGUCCUCAUAACAUGUCUCUGGGCGGAAUCAAACGCUCAAACAGGAUUUCUCAUUUCUAUUCUGCCAGAACUCUGAAUCACAAUAACAUAGUUACCUGUUUGAGGUUAGUUCAUAAGGCAUCAUUGGUAUCUAUUCCUCUCACUACAGCCACAUGCUAUGCUGUGGACAAUAAGGUACAGAUAUAAAUUCCUGUUAGGUUAGUGUCAUCACACAGAGCAAAGGAAAGAUGAUGGAAACAGUAAAAGAAAUGGAUUGUUCCCAACAGUGGCGAGCUGAAAUCUUUCAUUUAGAUAAGGUCUUUAACUCAAACGUGGUAAUAUAGAUGCACAACUGCCAAUUCCUUCUUUUAAAGGGGCACUCCAACAAUUAUGCUCAUAAAGUUCAGUUUAUUCGUCACAGGAAGUACUACUGACGGUUGCAUAUCUCUACUUCUGAAGGAGCUUUGUCAAGUUAGAGGAAAAAAAAAAACGAAACCUAGUGAUCGUUUUUAGUCCUGCCAAUUUUGCUGAAAAAUGGGCUGGACUUAUACAAAUAUGUGAGGGUUAUCUCAUUUUAGGCUCGGAGACAGAUUUUUAACAAAAAGGUUUAGAGAUGGAGUAUUUAACAUGCUAGGUAAGUCUCCUAAAAGACUAGUUUGCAUUCUAGGAAAUGUGGGCAAUGCUAGGGACUAAAAGUAAAGAUAUCUCAGCCUCUGCUGCAUUGACUACUUAGUCUCUCUUGCAGGGUUCCCACCCAGUAAUACUAUAGAAAUACUAAAACACUGGAGUGCCCCUUUAACUUUCCAGAUGGAAUUUAGCAAAAUUUCCCAAACAUGUGAAGGUACCAUGAUCAGCCACUGCAAACUCUCCCACUAAGGCAUGUGACCAUGUAUAUUUUUUGAAAAAACCCACGGUUCCUUGGAUAAACACAACUACAAUAGAUUAAAAAAACAGCGAGGUCCACAGUUUCAUGUGCGACUCCGUUCUGUUGUGAGGAUCGACUAAGAAAUAACAUCUUUGUUGAUAUUCCAUGACAACAGACCACGGUAGGAUUGUUAUUGCCAGCUGGAAAUGCUGUUUCAGCCCGUGCCUCCAACCCAGCAAACUGCAUUGAAGCGAACACCCACCAUGCCAAAAUACUAAUAGACUGUAUCAUUUUCUUGUCCUUUGUCACAUCUAGAACCUGCGAUAAACUUACUAUGCAUCACAGUUACCACAUGCACGUAAACUGCUCCAACUCCAAGCCUAUCACCACAUGUCUUUUCUUAAUUUCAAAUGGCCUCCAAGUCCUGAUACUUCAGAAUGAUUUAAAUCUUUUUAAGGCACAUACAGUAUGUUACAGUAUAAAAUAUAGUCAACCAGCGUUUAUAAGGCUAGAAAUACAGUACAAAUAAAAUAGUUCACAAUUCCUAUAACAAUGUUCCUUGAAAGGCAGGUUUCUAUAUGUCCAAACUACAUAAAUUUCCUCUGUAGUGCUUAGGUUUGCACUGUGAUAUAUGUAAACAGGAUGGGUACUUCUCUUCCUUUAAAGACAUUGGUUUAUAAUAGUAGGCACUUAAAUUCAUAAAAAAAAAUGAAUACAUCACUUUCAAUAUAUCCUUGAAUCUUCAGCAUCACCACAUCACAGAUCAGCCCUUCUAUAUUAAAUCGUAUUCUUUCUCUCAACCAACCUGAAAGUCAUUGCAUUUCUCCAAAGUUUCACCUCCCUCUGGACAAUCUUUACACCGCAGUCAGCUGUUUGACAUAGUUUUGAAGGAUGCAAGCCCUUGGAAGAGUUUCCUUUUAGCUUCACUGACUCCACGAAGGUGGUCAGGCAUCGAAAUGUGAACUCAAAUAUCUUUCUGAAUCUCUUUCAAAAAAAUCAUCUCCUUUUGUAUUUUACAAAUUUGUGGUUGAAAUCUAAUCAGGCUUUACAUGUGAACAGUUCGAUCAUGUUUCAUAAUGCUUAUCAAAUUGUGGCAGUACAUUUUUAUUAGAUACAUUUUUUUUUUUUAGCUUUGUAAAAUCUAAUAUUCAGACACUGGCAAGAAACUGUGGACGGCAAGAUUAUUAUUACUAAAGCUACUAUUUUCCUACAGCUCCUUUUCAGUUGACAUUCUUGUGAUUUCAAAUUAAA